Messenger RNA from Megalops cyprinoides (Indo-Pacific tarpon), 2058 nucleotides. RefSeq names its product major facilitator superfamily domain-containing protein 12-like. Gene Ontology annotation, molecular function: symporter activity. The transcript has 11 exons. The coding region runs from base 514 to 2037 and encodes 507 amino acids. The record is from RefSeq and is a predicted model, not a curated record. Gene Ontology annotation, biological process: carbohydrate transport. Gene Ontology annotation, cellular component: membrane. Lineage: Eukaryota; Metazoa; Chordata; Actinopteri; Elopiformes; Megalopidae.
AUGGAGCGCAGUUUGCGACGCUCUGCCCGGCAGUUGUUGGUUUCCACAGCUGGGUUGGGUUGGUGUUAGACUGAUGGUGUUAGACUGCGGCUCCCUGUCGCAUUGACACAACAUGGAGUAAAACAGUGCGGUGGACAUGGAUCAUCCGGAGUGCUUCCGCACUGGAGCGGUGUCGUCAGGCAGCUAGCGAAGAAUUAAACUCUCACUCCUUAGACAAGCCUGCUAAUGGCUGCCUAGAAUUUGGAAAGAUUUAGGGUCACUCCUCUAAACAUUGAAAGUCAGCUGACCUGGGAACAGCUGGUGCGACGCAUUCUACCAUUCAGGUUAUGGAGAAAUGUUCGUUAGUGCUGCCUCUGCCACCAGCCCUGGCAGGAUGUUUUUGGAAAUCCGCACAAAAACAAAGGCAGCUAGCGGGCGUGUAAGUGCGGAGCUGGUGUAGAUAAGGAGGGGAAGCCGCCGUUACUUUCAGGUGCUGAUACAGCUGCUCCGGGACAUUUAAACGCUUCUGCAGCGAUGCCGGACGAUCCACAGACUCUGCCCGUCUUUAGGCGGCUGAGCUACGCCGUGGGACACUUUCUAAACGACCUGUGCGCCUCCAUGUGGUUCACCUACCUGUUGGUGUACUACCACUCAGUGCUGGGCUUCCAGAACAGCUACGCGGGCGUGUUGCUGCUGAGCGGGCAGGUCGCGGACGGGAUUUGCACGCCUCUCAUCGGCUACGAGUCCGACCGGACCCCCGGCUGCGGGACCUACGGCAAGAGGAAGACCUGGCAUCUCGUAGGGACCAUCAGCGUGCUGAUCUCCUUCCCCUUCAUCUUCACCCCAUGUCUGGGCUGUGAUGCUUUCACCCCGCAGUGGGUUGGCCUCACCUUCUACAUCCCCUUCAUCAUCAUCUUCCAGUUCGGCUGGGCCGCCACCCAGAUCUCCCACCUGUCACUCAUCCCAGAGCUGGUCUCCUGCGAGCAUGCCAAAGUGGAGCUGACUGCAUACAGGUACGCUUUUACAGUGCUGGCCAACGUCACUGUGUACGGCAUGGCCUGGCUGCUCUUCCACUUCCAGACGGGACAGGAGGAGGAUCCCUCUGUCACUGACAGCCUGGGCCGCUUCGACAUCCCUGUGUUUAGGAACCUUGCCCUCAUCGUGCUGGCCAUCGGGGCGGUGUUCUCUUUCCUCUUUCACCUGGGAACCAAGGAGAAGAGCCGACACCCUGAGGAGGCGGAGUCAGAGCCCGAGGAGCGGCAGCCCCUGAUUGGCAGUCCCCAGACGGCCCCGCCCAGAUCCCUGCUGCAGUGGAAGCACUGGCUGAGGGAGCCCGCCUUCUACCAGGUGGCCUUCCUGUACAUGUCCACCAGGCUGAUUGUGAACCUCUCCCAGACGUACGUCUCCAUGUACCUCACCAAUUCCCUGAUGCUGCCCAAGAAAUUCAUCGCCACCAUCCCCUUGGUGAUGUACCUCAGCGGCUUUGUCUCUUCCUUUGUCAUGAAGCCGUUCAGCAAGCUGGUCGGUAAAAGUAUGACCUACUUCGCAGGCCUCGUGCUGAUCCUGGGAUUUUCCUACUGGGUGUUGCUGGACACAAAGAUGGGGGAGCUGGUUUACGGGGCCGCAGUACUGCUGGGCACUGGGUCUGCCACCAUUCUGGUGAUGUCCCUCUCCAUGACGGCCGACCUCAUAGGGGAUCAGACGCAAAGUGGGGCGUUUGUGUACGGGGCGAUGAGCUUCACCGACAAGGUGGCCAACGGGCUGGGAGUGAUGAUCAUCCAGCUGCUGCACCCCUGCCAUACCCAGGUGUGCUGUCCGGCCUGCGUGUGGUUCUACCAUCACGUGAUGGUGAUCGUCACCGGGGGCGUGGCCUUUGCGGCCGCACUGAGUCUGUGCACUAUCCUCAUCUGGCCAAUCAGGCUCCGCCACUGCUCCCAGCAGAAGCAGAUAUUCAGUGACGUGAGCAGACAGAGAGAGGAUUUGCCCUGCAUCUCUGGUCUAAUGGGGACAGACGGACAGGACUCUGAGGGAAAUGCAGACCAGCAGCCUAUCAACUGAGUAUUGGGUCAUCAAAGGACC